Oreochromis niloticus (Nile tilapia) is the source of this 5627-nucleotide messenger RNA. Its product is annotated as transmembrane protein 47-like. The coding region runs from base 436 to 984 and encodes 182 amino acids. The transcript is spliced from 3 exons. NCBI's taxonomy places the organism in Eukaryota, Metazoa, Chordata, Actinopteri, Cichliformes, Cichlidae. Gene Ontology annotation, cellular component: cell-cell junction; membrane. The record is from RefSeq and is a predicted model, not a curated record. Gene Ontology annotation, biological process: cell-cell adhesion.
UUAGCUUGUUUGCUGGGCAUUUGACAGCUGAAAUUGGCUAGCCUGUCUUUUUUGUGCUUUUGUUUUUAUAUCUAAAGAUUUAGUGUAAGAUUUCUUGAGCCUAACCAGGCUCCUCGUUCCCACAGUAUGUCUAUACCGUAAUUAAUAGAGGUCUCUCUCUCUCUCUCUCUCUCCCUAGGACCCUGUAUUACCUGCUGAUUCCCCCAAGCCUUGACGUCAGCGCUAUAAGUGGUAGAGAUCGCCGGUACUCGGCGCCGGCGGUGCCCACAGGCGCAGUGUCUGGCCGCAGUAACAACACUCUCCCGGGACUUGCCCGACCGACUUUCGCAUACGACCUCCAAACAGCGUGAGGGACAGAUACAUCAAAAACAUUCAUAGGACACACGCACACACCCUCCCCUUGUUUCGAGCCCUCUUCGCCUCUCCAGCCCCGCCAUGGCGUCUGCUGUACCCGAGACGGAGGGGUCAGCGCGGAGCUCCCCACUGACACCGCUGAAGCUUGUCGGGCUGGUGUGCGUCUUCCUGGCGCUUUGCUUGGACAUAGGAGCCGUGAUGAGCCCGGCUUGGGUGACUGCCGACGACCAGUACUACCUGUCCUUGUGGGAGUCCUGCUGGAAGCCAACGAGUAGCGAGAACUGGCAGUGCAGCAGCACGCUGGGUUCAGACUGGCAGGUUGCUACGCUGGCCCUGUUACUAGGGGGUGGAGCCCUGGUGCUGAUGUCAUUCUUGGUUGCUCUAUUUUCUGUGUGCAUUGGCACAAGACGGCGGUUCUACGCGCCUGUUGCCUUCAUGCUCUUUGUUGCAGUUGUACUCCAGGCCUGCAGUUUGGUCCUCUACCCUGUCAAGUUCAUCGAGAGUAUCAACUUGAGGAUCUACCAUGAAUUUAACUGGGGCUACGGCCUGGCCUGGGGAGGCACCAUCUUUUCCUUCGGUGGGGGAAUCCUCUACUGCCUCAAUCCCAAGAACUAUGAGGAAUACUACUAGUGCUACCUCAAGUCUGGAACCCUCUGGUCACAUCUUCAGAGUCUAAGAGGUACAUAGGGCCUGAAUAACAUUUCUAAUGUUCUGGGAAAGGGGGAGGGAGUGGGUGUCUAUUAACAGCUCAAUUCCCAAUAACUUUAAAGGGAAACAUCGGACUUGAGCCAAUAACUGUAUUAUCAGAAGUUUUGAAUCCAGACAGUGAACCUGGUGGUCUGGAGCUUAAGUUUUUUGCCUCAAUCAACACUAGUGUCAGUGCUGACUCUAAUGGAUAUUCAGACUGAUAAGCCUCAUGUUAAAUGGUGCCUCUUGGGACAGAUGAGGUAGGGGGCUUACAUGUUUAUUCCCAAGGCUCGUGAUACAGUCUAAGGAAUACUGACAACACUACAGUAACAAAGGAUUCAGGUUACCAGUGUUAAUGCCUCCAUUCUGAAUUGCAAGAACUGCUAUUAUGUCUAUUAACUUUUCUGUUUGGAAAAACAGGAUGUCAGACUGACAGACUUUUGCCAGUUACACAUGGAUGCACAUGCACAUACACAUGCAUAGGCAGCAUAUCUUUAUAUGAGGUCAGAAACCCUCAAGCUGAUCAUCAUUAUCAUCAUCAUCAUCAUCGUAAGUGCUUAUUUAGGAGCUGUUUUAUUUUAUUUUUAGAGUUCUGUGAAGCUCUUAAACUUUCACAAGGAUGUGAGACAUGCUGCAGAUGCUAGAGUUGUGCCUCAUAACUUUUCAUAACACAGAUCGAUUUGUCUUGUGGGAGAAGGUAAGGAGGGUGGAAUAAACUAAAGACAUUUGCUCAAUAUUCUGUUUUCAACCCACUUGUCUGUUACUGUGGCAACCCACAGGGUUUGCACAUCCAGCUGUCAUCAUUGAUUAGCCAUGGUUGGAGGUGUGAGAUGGGACAGCGCUCGGCUAAAUUUCGGUUGCCUAUCAUGCUGCGUUUUUCUGCACCGUGACAUAUGGAGCAUCCUUCGUCUUCUUAUCUGGCUCAUGGCAGUGUCUACAACACACAUGAGACACACAGCUCCAGUCUUUCAGUGGCCAUGUUGUCAUGCACAGCAGCAGUUUGAGAAAAUUAGAAUGUGUUCUGAAUUUAAUUAUGUUCAUACACACACAAAUUCACAUUUUACUGUAUAAAAUUCAGUAAUUAUCUUUACUUUCAUUUACAAUCGUUCCACAGUAAUUUGCAUCAUGGGCCGAUAGAAAGGAAAGAAGAUCAAACAAACAUGAUUUUUUGUAAAAUAUAACACCAAGGCUAUAAUAUUUUUGUGUUAUCAAACUGCUGGAAAAACUAUCCAAUGGGAAGAGCGCUUUCCUUGAGAACAAAGGACACUAAAGGGUAUUGUACACAAUAGCUGAGAUUUGUGUAGACUUUUAACUGAAUUAUAAAAUAGUAUUUUAAUGAGAGUUAUUCUUGGAGAAAAUAGGGUAAAUUAAGAUAGAUAGAUAGAUUAAAGACAUUGGUCCGUAUUUUUUAAAUAAAAUCUCAAAAUACGUGAGAUCCCUGCUCUGGCAACCUAAGAAAUAAAUGAUUAACAUUAUAAAAAAGUGUGUUUUAACCCAAAAGAUGAUCUUUUACAGGCUCUAAGCAAUUUUUGCUUUUAAAACAAAAAUAAAACUCUUACUUUUCUUAAUAUCAUCAUUUCCACAUCAGGUUUACUGACCCUGUGACUCUCUCUAUAAUCUGUAAAUAAAAUUAGUGUAGACAAAUGGUAACGAGUAGGCCAGAAAAACAUGCAUGUCAAAACUCUGAUGUCAGAUGGUAUUGGUGAUUACAAGAAGCCAUUUGGAUUGCCAAAUAUAAUGCAUGUUAAUAAAAACACACAAUAUGUGUAUAAGGAAUCGGUGUAUUACUGUGUGCUGCCAUGUCUUGGCCUACAGUAAGUGUCAGCGAUCAGCACUGCAUCCGGAGUGUUAAGUUUUUGCUGGCCAACAAGCCAGGCAUGCAUCUGCUGAAAUGGGAGAAGAAAAUGCCAGUAUUAGCCGAUAUCAAAUGACACAGUUAACAGGUGUUAGGGCACAUUUCAACAAAACCCAAGAUGGUUUUAUAUAUCAAGCACUACCCCUUUACAGACAGACUGAUCUGAUAAUCAUUGCUUUAUGUCCCAACAGGGUGAUAAUAAUUUAAGGUUUACUUAUAUUUCCCUGCCCUCCGGAUUUGGGUCCAAUCAGUAUUUUUGGGUAGUUGCCAUGGAUCCAGAACAAUUUCUGGGUGAAAAGAUAAUUGAAGACCAAAUAUUUUACCCUCUAUGUUAAUUUUGAACUCUAGAUUGGGCGAUACUCUUGUGCAAUAAUGUUUAGUUUUCCUCUCCCCCUCUGUACUGAAUUAUUUUGCCAACCCUGCAACCUCCUUUUUCGAGUCUGGAUGCUGUAAGCACAGGGAGGAGGUGCAAGUGUUGUCUGGUAUUUUCUUUAUUCCCCAUUGUCACAUAUUUGCUGUGGAGCUGUCAGGUAACUAUUGCCUAAAAAUAGGAACCAGGCUGGGUCCCUUGGCACCUUAAAAUAAAAGUUGAGCUGUGAAGUCACCUCUUGAUUCAAGCUGCUGCAAGAAGUCCAUUUAUUUUACAGUGAUAUUUACAGUGGGCAGAAAUGUUUCUUUUGCUCUUGAUGAGGAAAACUGUUUGUUCUGUACUUGAAUAUUUGAGAAGCUUCUUCACUUUAAAAUCAUCACACUUGGAAAAGAAGGUCCUGCUUUAGAUUACAGUCCAGACAUUUCAUUCAUUCACUUCCUUUCUGUUUAAUAGUCACUGUUACAUUUGAUGUACAGAAAUAAAACAUUGAUUUCGGUAUUGUACUGUAGAAAGGUUCAAAAUACAGAGCUAAUAUAGUUGUAGGAAUUCUCGGAUAUUGAGGGAAUUGAUUUUUUGCCAGGAGAUGAAUGAAAGUAAACGUGGUUCUGGCUAAACGUAGAAAAAACACCUGCAAGUUCAAAUGUAAAGCUUGUAAAGCAGCAUCUAAGUGAUUGUUUGGUCUAUCAUAUUUAUUCAUGAGGACAGAGGAGUCUUUGUGCCAGCUGCUGGCUGUAGGUACAUACAGAUACAACAUGGUAUGGGCCCAAAGAUGGAGCUACACAUCCAUGAAGAACCACAUGGAAAAAGGCUAAAAAUGUUUCCUAAUAUGUUCACCUAUGACUUUGAUAUUGAAUACAUUAUUGUAAAGUCUUAAAGCUAUGUAUAGCUAUAAGAGUUUUACAUUAAAAAACAUCUGCAUAAUAUUCUUUAAAUCUAUGAUACAGAAAUGUAAUGCAUUCACUUGAUCAAUUGUAUUUUCCUUCUCUAAAUUUACAAAAUAAUCAUCUUGCAAAUUCCAAGAAAGCACAGGCUCAUGGGAUUUUGAGAUUUAUUAAUAAUUCAGAAGAGAGGAGAUUAUUAUUUAUCUUUUUUUUUUUUUCUCAAUUUGUGAGAUAAAUGUCCUGCUGCUGGCAGCUAACUCUACUUUAUAACACAAUGCAUGGUACUGCUAACAUUUGGACUGUAAUCUAAAGAGCUUUUCAGAUUGUGACCUUCAACUUUUUCAGUUUGAAAGACGUUUCAGUGUUACCGUUUUCAGCGACGAGUCCAAAUCAGUGGUCAUAAAUACAGAAAUGUGUGACUUGAUGUCUUGUUCCUCCAUUUUGCCAGUGAGAGACAGAAGACCUGACCCAAUGGUAAGGUGCAGUAAUAGAGAUUAUCAUUGUAUGAUAUUUCGGUAAAACCGCUACUGUAUUUAAUUUUGUAUGGUCACUGCUUGGUGAUUGUGUUUGUGGUGUAGAGGGGCCUUAGGCACUACCACUGUAACAGACCUGGGUUAAAACACACAGGAAUAAUUUAAUGAAAGGACUAAAAUAUAAAUUGAACACCUUCAAAAUAAAAUUGAAAUAUUAAUUCUUAUGUGUUUUCUUAUAAAUACUUUUGAGGAGGAAGUAGCCCUUGUCUCAUAUUCUUAUGUUUUGCCGACCUGCCAUACACACUCAGUAAAGAGAAUGAGUGCCUUGACAGAUAAAUCCAGAUCAAAAGCUUACUGCUCUUUGGGAGUUCAACCCUGUUAAACGGUGCAGCUGCUGAGAUUCAAAGUUGCAGUGCAACAUUUGCAAAUUUACAGAAAUCGAAUACAUGGUAGGCUGAAGCAGAUAUGUGUUUGAGCUUCAAUGGCAAUGCAGAUAUGUUGGCACCCAUUCAAUGAGGCACAUCCUUACACUUCUGGAUAAAUAACAAUACUUGUGUAAUUGUCCUUAGUCGAGAACCUUUUAAGCUUGUUAAACAUACAACAAAACACUGUCCUUGUAUGUUUUAGCCUGGUCUGAUUGUAGCUAUUAGCAUUUGUUUCAUGAUCAACUUGCUGAUGAAAAGUAGAGACUUGUAAACAGAGAGCGCUUGGGUUUUUUUUCCGUCUUCCAGUAGACUGGUGAAAAAACACUGGCUAUUGAUGUGCAUAGGGAUUUAGGCUGUAUACAAAAUGUGUGAAUGACAGAGAAAGAAGUAAGUGUGUCUGACAUAGAGACAAAGAGUGUGUGUGUGUGCACGUCUAUUAGCUUAAUUUUACAUGCCAUUGUAGAAAUUUCAGUUCUUGGCAUUUAUCUCUUUGUACGUUGUCACAUUAAAGCACUGAACAGAACGACUCACUUUGUGUCUCAUUAUGUUUGUCACGAUCUCUUUUCUUAUGUCGGUUUUAUU